Messenger RNA from Clunio marinus, 198 nucleotides. NCBI's taxonomy places the organism in Eukaryota, Metazoa, Arthropoda, Insecta, Diptera, Chironomidae. The record is from the annotation of a GenBank genome assembly.
AUGUAUUUCAUUGACCUAAAACGAUUAUUUAUGUUAAGUAUCGAUGGCUUCUUCUUUGGGCACGAGAAUUCAAUUGGAACCAUCGAUGUUAUACAAUCAAACAGAAUUGCUCCAAAUACAAAUGUCGUGUCACCUUCUCAACAGAUUAAGGCUAAUCUAAAUAAAGGAAGACACGACGCUCUCCUUUCAUUAUCAUAA